AUGGAAGCCGCUUCAGCACGAUAUGCGACCCGCGAUCGCUUCGCAUACCCGACCGAGCCAGCGUCAACACCACUUCAGCGAUAUAUCCAGAAUGCCUGCAGUCCGGAGAACUUUGAGCCAAAUCUGGCAUUAUCCCUCGAGAUCGCCGACUUGAUCAAUGCGAAGCAAGGCAGCGCUCCGCGGGAGGCAGCAGUCGCCAUAGUCGGCUAUAUCAACCACAGGAAUCCGAACGUCUCGCUACUAGCACUUUCACUCCUUGACAUAUGUGUGAAGAACUGCGGAUAUCCCUUCCAGCUGCAGAUCAGCACCAAGGAGUUCCUCAACGAGCUAGUCCGACGCUUCCCAGAACGACCGCCCAUACGGUUGACGAGGGUGCAGCAGAAGAUCUUGGAGCUGAUCCAAGAAUGGAGGCAGACGAUAUGCGAGACAUCAAAGUACAAGGAGGAUCUGGGCUUCAUCAGGGAUAUGCACAGGCUGCUGCAUUACAAAGGGUACCAGUUCCCACAAGUAAGGAGAGAAGAUGCCGCUGUUCUUAAUCCCAGUGACAACCUGCGAAGCGCCGAGGAGAUGGAAAAGGAGGAACGAGCAGCACAGUCAGCGAAGUUGCAAGAGCUGAUCCGACGAGGUACACCGCAUGACCUGCAGGAAGCGAACAAGCUUAUGAAGGUUAUGGCUGGAUACGACACACGGCAUAAGACCGACUACCGAGCAAAGGCUGCGGAGGAAGUAGGCAGGAUCCAGCAAAAGGCAAGGCUGCUAGAAGAGAUGAUGCAAGAUGUCAAGCCUGGCGAUGAGAUCAAGGAUGGUGAUGUCUUUGAGGAACUAGCCAACUCUCUCGCAUCAGCACAUCCCAAGAUCCAAAGGAUGUGUGAAGAAGAGUCGGACGAUCACGAAGCCGUUGCCAAGCUGCUCAGCAUUAACGAUUCGAUACACAGGACGAUGGAGCGGUACAAGCUCAUGAAGAAGGGUGAUGUUGCUGGAGCGAAUGCUAUCCAGGCAGGAACGCUGGGAAUCAGUGGAGCUGGCGUGAAGCAGGGUGAAGGAGGCGAGCUGUCUUUGAUCGACUUUGGUGGACCAGAAGAUAGUGCUGCGCCAGCAGAAGCACCCGCACAAUCGAGUAGUUCUGCGCCGGCGCCUCCACCAAAAGCUGGCAAUGCAUUAGAAGAUGAUCUUCUCGGCCUGAACAUGGGCGAUGGCAACUUUGGCUCCGGUGGCGGGAUCUCGCUUGGUGGAUCGUCAAAUGGCAACGUGGACAUCAUGGCACAAUUCUCACAGCCAUCGCAACCCGCAAACUCGAUCUUCAACACUCAGCCGAGGGCAUCACCUGCAAUGCCACAGCCAUCGAGCGCCAGUCUUUUGGGUUCUGGAUUCCAGGCACCGACCAAGCCAGCAUCGCCAUUACCCUCGUCUCUUCAGCAGCAAGCUCAACAUCCGACAAAGAAGUCGGAUCCUUUCGCAGCUCUUGCGACGCCACCCCGGCAGUCUUCGCCCUUCCAACAUACACCAUCUAGAUCACCUGCGCCGCCCGCAUACCAAUCUUCAUCACAGCCGGUCGAUUUGCUUGGCAUGGGCAGCAGCAAUGGCACAUCGGCGCCUGCGCCCGCUGCGGCAUCCCACGAUGACGAGUGGGAGUUCAGCUCCGCACUUCCAGAUCAACCUACCGAGAUCACUGUCACCAACAGCACCAUCAAAACUGUCUUUGCCGUAUCUCGAGCGAACGACAACGAGAUCACGAUUCACAGUCGCAUCUCAAACAAUGGGCAGCAGGCGAUCGACAAUCUGACCUUUCAGCUCGCUGUGACAAAGGGCUAUACCCUUGAACUCCAACCACAAUCAGGCCGCUCACUAUCGCCCAGACAGCAGAACGGCAUCACACAGACCAUCAGAUUACAUGGUGCGGAGCGAGGGAAAGGGACGUCCGUUAAACUGCGGUGGCGUGCGUCGUAUGUCUUCGCUGGAGCCCAGCAGGUUCAGCAUGAGCAAGGCGAGAUCAACGGGUUGGGUGUGUCGUAG
This is a messenger RNA of Fulvia fulva, 2013 nucleotides long. Its product is annotated as putative ADP-ribosylation factor-binding protein. The transcript is spliced from 2 exons. Gene Ontology annotation, cellular component: trans-Golgi network. Bases 1 to 2013 code for a protein of 670 amino acids. Gene Ontology annotation, biological process: protein transport to vacuole involved in ubiquitin-dependent protein catabolic process via the multivesicular body sorting pathway; Golgi to vacuole transport; Golgi to endosome transport. Gene Ontology annotation, molecular function: ubiquitin binding; phosphatidylinositol binding. Lineage: Eukaryota; Fungi; Ascomycota; Dothideomycetes; Mycosphaerellales; Mycosphaerellaceae. The record is from RefSeq and is a predicted model, not a curated record.